GGCGGGCCUGGUGCGAGGCGAAGGCGGGAAGCAGGUGUGCGCGAGGUGCCUCAGCGCGGCCCCGGCUCUCCUCAGAGCGCGAGGAGCCGCCACCGCCCCGUCCCGGGCUCCUCUGGUCGCGGGAUAUCACCGCCAUCCGCCCGCCACAAAAGGCCCAGGGCCGUGAGGGUAAUCGUCACCGAGGGCAUCGUGACCCCAAUGGGACGAUGGGCUCGGGGCACGGCCUGGCCUGAGGAGGAGUCGAGGGGUGAAGCAGAAUCCCAACACCCCUUCACCAGUGUGCGUGCUUCAUGGAUUUUAUACCGUGCUCUGAAAUCUGAAGCAGUGCAGAAAGAGAACAGCUGCCCGAAUUGAGCUGAGAAGCAGUGUUUCCUGCAAAUGAUGAAGUACCAAUGUAGCCUGAAGGAAGGCUAAUGGAGGAGGCAGAGGAACAGGUAGCUGUGGAAGAACGGCGACUGUGCAGUGAAGCUGGAAAUGUAGCAAGGAGAGAAAAAUGUAUGGGAGGCUGCAUCUCAAAUAGCGAAGAAAGGUAUUUUCAGGACCUUCAUACUCUGAAAAUGAUAGCAGUUGUUCAUCAUCGCCAUGUGAAAAUGGCGGGAGCUGUAAGGAUUUGGAAGCGGGGUACCAGUGCAUCUGCCCCAUGCACCCCAUAGCCUACAUGGGCAUUAACUGUGAACUCCUCUAUGAUGCAUGCACUAAACAUGAUUGCCCUGCCCAUAUGAUUUGCAACAAAACUCCAGGACUUCCGGAAUAUGAAUGCAUCUGUAUGCCUGGCUUUACAGGUAUUGAUUGUAGCAUUAAUAUUAAUGAGUGUGAGAGCAACCCUUGUAAAGAUCCUCGUUUUGAAUGUGUAGAUAGUGUAAGUGGAUACGCCUGUAAAUGCCAAACAGGACUGAAUGGAGAAGGCUGCCAAAACUCUGUGUGCUCUAGCCACCUCUGCCUAAAUAACGGGACGUGUGUCGAGGGUCCUGGGGACUAUGCCUGCAUCUGCCAACCUGGCUUCACCGGGGCCCACUGUAAAGACAACAUUGACGAGUGCGCUUCCAACCCAUGCCAGAAUGGAGCCAUCUGCCGAGACAGGGUGAAUGAGUAUAGCUGUUUCUGUGUGCCUGGGUUCCAAGGAUACAACUGUGAAAUAGACAUCAACGAGUGUGCAUCCCGGCCCUGUAAAAACAAUGGCACCUGCCUGAAUGAGAUGGAUCACUAUCUGUGCAAGUGCAUCCCCGGCUACACAGGCGUAAACUGUGAAGCUGAAAUAGAUGAAUGUGAUUCAUACCCUUGUCAGAAUGGGGCCUUGUGCAGUGAUCAUAUUGGGUUCUACACCUGCACCUGUAUGCCAGGUUACCAAGGAAUCCAGUGUGAGGUGGACAUCAAUGAAUGUAUAAGCCAGCCAUGCCAGCACAAUGGAACAUGUCAUGAUCUUAUUAACAGUUACCAAUGUGACUGCAGUGACACAGGCUUUGAAGGGGACCACUGUGAGUUGGAUAUCCUGGAGUGUGCCUCUGAGCCCUGUCUGAACAAUGCCACAUGUGUUGAAGGAAUCAAGAACUACAGCUGUGCCUGCUGGACAGGUUACACAGGGCAGCAUUGUGAAGAGGAUGUGAACGAGUGUGCGACAGAUCCCUGUCACAAUGGAGGUGUAUGCUUUGAGCGAUCCAACCAGUCUUAUUAUGGAUCACAACCUGACUUCCCCAGCGAUUUCAGCUACAGCCAAGCAGCUGGUUUCCUCUGUUGGUGCCAGCCAGGCUUUGCAGGGGAGACCUGCUUUACUAACAUCAAUGAGUGCGAGUCUCAGCCAUGUCAGAAUGGAGGUCACUGCGUGGACCUUGUUGAUGGCUUUCUUUGUCAUUGUUUACCAGGUUAUUCAGGUGUGGAAUGUGCUGUUAACAUCAAUGAGUGUGAGGAGGGUCCCUGCAAGAAUGGAGCUGUCUGUGAGGAUGGCAUUGCUGACUAUACCUGCCACUGUGCCCCUAGCCAGGAUGGCAUUGUAUGGGGAGGGAAGAACUGCUCUGUCAAGCUCACUGGGUGCCAGACACAUGACUGCCAAAAUGAGGCCUUGUGUAUCCCGACUUACCAAGCUGAGAGCCACGGCCACCUGUGCCAGUGCCAGCCUGGUUUCUAUGAUGCCACAUGCUCAACACCAACAACAUUUUCCUUUGCUUCCAGAGGGUAUCUCCUCAUUGAGCUGCCCGUGAACAAUCAGAGCAGGAGGGAGGUAGCAGGAGAGCAGCUUGCCAGUGUGUCCCUCCGGUUCCGAACCACCUUGCCCAGCGCCAUCCUUUUUUACCGAGGCCAUGAAGCUGAAUACUUAUUCCUGGAGCUCUUGGAUGGCAUUCUGCGUACAGAACUGAAGAGGCAGGAUGAGUACCUCCUGCUGCUGGAGGAGCUGAGAGUUGAUGAUGGCCAUUGGCAUAAAGUUGAAGUUGUUCUGCAGAACACUGUGCAGCUCAAACUCUGGCACGACUCCUGUGAUGCAGGUGUCUGCAUGCAGAGCUCUCCUAUCCCACACAAUGCUACUCCGAUCCCACAUGCCUUCCUGAGUGUGUAUAUUGGAGGUGCUCAGGAUCCACUGGCCAACAACACACAAAGCCAGCAGGGCUUUGUUGGCUGCCUGGAAGACUUGCAGGUGGAUGCUGAAGCUGUGCUCCCGGUGGCUCUCCCUGUGAGCGAGGUUUCCUCUGUGACACAGGGCUGUGACCGCACUGAGUGGUGCCUCUCUGAGCCCUGCUUUCAUGGCGGGCUGUGUGUGGACCUUUGGACAACGUUCAGGUGUGACUGUUUGAGGCCGUAUGGAGGCCCUGCUUGCUCAUAUGAACACCCAGCAGUAACAUUUGGCCUGGAGAAUUCUACUAGCUUUUCCUCUUUCAUCCUUUCUGAUAGCCUUGGUGCAGACUUCAACAUCUCCUUUUUCAUUCGUAGUCUGAAACCUAACGGUUUACUGUUGCAAAUCAGCAAUGAAACAGACCCCUGCCUCACUAUAUACUUGAAGAACGGCAAGCUAAAGAUUGAGAUGUUAUCUACAGAUACUGUGACAUUUCCAGAAAAUUUAGUUGAUGGGAGAAGACAUUUGGUAGCUCUGUCUUUCCAAGGAGGAAUUGUUGGCGUUCACCAACCAGACACAUAUGUGGAGCUGGGACAACUGGUGGGAAGGCCUCUUUUAGCUGGCUAUGACGUGUAUAUUGGUGGACGUCCUGACCCAGACAGCACUGACCUGUGGGGAGGGUAUUUUAAAGGCUGCUUGCAAGACAUCCAACUGAACGGCCAUCAAAUAGAGUUUUUUCAGGUUGAGAACUACAGUCUGCCAGAUGAACUUAAUAGGACUCAAAAUAUUAAUUUGGUAAAUGGAUGCAUCUCUGAUAACACCUGCAAGUCUGAACCAUGUCAGAAUGGUGGAAGGUGCAUUGUCACGUGGAAUGAUUUCCAUUGCAGCUGUCCAGCAAAUUUCACUGGGAAGUUUUGUGAAGAGAGAGUCUGGUGUGAAAGUGACCCAUGUCCUGAAGCUACCACCUGUAUAGAUGUUCCAGCAGGAUAUGUGUGUCUGGCUAACGCAACAUUUAAUAGUUCUGCUACCAUUGAAUUUACCACCAAUACAUCAGUGACUAGAACUCUGGGCAGCCUCCUCAUGGAUUUCAGAACCAGAGACGAAGACGCUGUUUUGCUUCGGGCUAUGGAAGAAGUGGACUCCCUCCAGAUAGCUAUUAAGAACUCCUCCUUGCUUGUUGACAUCAGGAGUGGGAAUAGUAUUGAAGGUGUCAGCUUCCUGAGUCAGAAUGCUGUCACCGAUGGCGCCUGGCAUACAAUCUCUCUGUCAAUGGAGGAGCCUUCUGCACUGUCUUCCAGAUGGGUGGCUCAUUUGGAUGGAUCUAUUAAUAUGACUCUGCAGGGAAAUGCUGGGAACCUGGACUUCUUAAAGAACAACGCACUGAUUGUUCUAGCUGAAAACUUCACAGGCUGCCUAGGACAAGUGAAGAUAGGAGGGAUCUAUCUGCCAUUCACCUCCCAUCUCUCAUAUCCUCAGCCAGAACAGUUCCAGCAGUCCAGCAGAAGAACUAUCCAGUUAGGCUGCACGGGGGCUGAUGUUUGUGCUUCUAGCCCUUGCAGCAAUGCUGGCACCUGCAGGGACUUGUUCAACUCCUUCAGCUGUGCCUGCAGUGCUGGCUGGGAGGGGCUGCUGUGCGAGUCCAAUACUGAUGACUGCCAGUCAAGCCCAUGUGUUCAUGGAAACUGCACCGAUAGACUAGCAGAUUUUCAGUGUGAAUGCUUCCGGGGAUAUAUUGGGAAGAAGUGUGACAUCAAUGUGGAUGACUGUGUGCGGCACCAGUGCCAAAAUGGAGCUACCUGCAUUGAUGGGGUUUAUGGCUACUCCUGCAAGUGCCCAGCACAGUAUUCAGGACCUCGCUGCGAAUGGCCGUUCCCACCUGAGCAGUGUGGUAAGAACUUCACCUGUCUGAAUGGUGGCAAGUGUACCACUGAGACCUGGGGAGCCAACUGCACUUGCAAGCCAGGCUUCACUGGAAGGAAUUGUCAAAUUAAUAUAAACAAAUGUGAUCCAAACCCCUGCCAGAAUGGAGGCACCUGUCAAGACUCUGAGAACAAAUUCAAGUGUUUGUGCAGUGCCAGCUACACUGGAGAGCGCUGUGACAUUAACAAAGGGACUCCAGGUGCUUUCUUCCCCUCCCCACUAAUUGAAGUAGCUGUCCCUGUAGCCUGUGGCUCUUUACUGCUGCUCAGUAUUGGUCUCAUAUUCAUGAUUCUCACUGCAAGGAAGAGGCGCCAAUCAGAGGGAACCUACAGCCCAAGUCAGCAAGAAGUGGCAGGAGCUCGGCUGGAGAUGGACAGUGUCCUAAAGGUGCCACCUGAAGAGCGGUUAAUAUAGACACUGCCCUGGCAAGGAGACACACCUGCAAGGUCUGCUUUGACCUUGAUCUUUUUCCAGCACUUGCAGCAGCAGAUCCACUCUUAUCACAGUUUCUUUAAGGCAUGGUAUUGAAGACCUGGACUUAAAAGUACAAGGCAGUCUGUAUAUGUGGUGGCGGUUCCAGCUGGUUUCAUUUUAUUGAGUCAGCUGCACACCACCGGCUCACAGUGAGCCUCUUUACUUCCUUCUUUCCUGCCCCAUGGGCUGUCCUAUAUUUUUAUCUCAGUAGAAGCUGUUGAAGUGCACCAGCUUUGAAGUUCCUCUGGCUUCAUUACACUUUUCACGUAGCAAUGGCAUAUUUAAAUCUGCUUUAAAAGGUAGGGUUAAAUUAGGCACUAACUUACAGAUAAAGAUCUGUAUGUACUUGUAAGAAGAACUGGAUAGAGAGUAUUUAUGACUGGUUUAUAUAUACAGUUGUAUUUUUGUCAACAACUUAAUGUACUCAAAGCUUUUUCAGCUCAGAUGUAUGAGGUUUUCAAAUCUGUUCUCAAAAAGCAAUUUUCAACAGCAGCAGCAGCAGCUGUGACCUCCUGCCCUGUGAUGGACACAGUGUGUCCAUUACAGGGAAUUGUCACAAAUUACUGAAAUCAUUGGUUUAUGAAGUAAUGUUAGACAUUCCCAUGGGUACCACACAACACAGGUACAGUUGGAGCUUUGCAGGUUUGUGAACCAGUGCUGGAGGUACCUGCAGUGUCAGCUGCCGAAUACUGAAGUUAGGCCUCGCACAGGGGAAGUGGUGAGCAGGAAAAGUCACCAGACUACUUCUGUAUUACGUGGACUUGUAGGGGACUGUGGUUCCCAGCCAGUGAAAGGGGGGAAGUUCCAGUCAAGCACUGCUGUUGUCACUCUGAUGGUAGAUUAGAGAGAGGUUACGGAGACUGGGAUGAGGGAUCUGAAAUGCAGCCUGUCCCCAUGGAAGCUCUCAGUAACACCCUCUUCUACCACAGCAGCCUCUGUGGGCACACCUUAGCAACUCCUCCGUUGUGGGAGCAGCUGGGGCUGCGGGGACUGCCCUUCUCCUUGCAGUUGGUGCAGCCACGGUGAUCGCCAUGAAGAGGAGGCGAGCAACUCAGGGAAGAUACAGUCCAAGCCGGCAAGAAAAGGAUGGUGCUCGAGUGGAAUUGUGGAAUGUAAUCAAGCUGCCACCAACAGAGAGGCUGAUAUAAGAGCUAGGGUCACAAGUCAUCCUUUAACAAUCAUGGAACUGCUGCAGUAUUUCUGUCUUAGGUCUUGAAAUGUGUUGCUUUUUUUUUUUUUUUGUAGGACAGGUCUGUUCUGCUUUAAGCUCCUUCACAGGACACAGGUAACUGCCUUCUGAUAACUUGGUAAUAUUCAACUGCUUGAAAGAGCUUGGUUAAGUUAUUACAGCUCAUUCCAUAAAAGCUUUGUAGAAAAUUGGUCUGUGAGCAAGGACAGUGAAGCCCAGGGAGGAAAAAAAAAACAUCUUGGAGGGGCUGCUGGAGGAGAAUUAAGUGGUAGCAGUGGCACAGCAGUGCUGUGGCACAGCAGAGAGAGGGUAUUUUUAGAACCACUAACAGAAUGCAGUACUGCAGGUCAGUAAGAGAGGUGGUAGGGCCAAGUGAUGCUGCCAGCCUUACUGACUGCCUCUGUCCCACAGUCAUCCAAAGGUUCAUACUGCAGUAACUGUCACUGCCUUGCAGUCAAUAUAAACUGCACCAUGCAGGUAAGUAAGGGUGAGGAACAACCCACAGUAUUAAGAACUUCUUUCAAAAAAACACGUGCCUGUGCUCCCUCUGUAAAUCUAAGGCCGGUGACUGACUGAUGGAAUAUAAUUCCCAGAGGUGCUGCUGUCCUUCUGUAAUGGGACCAGAGUUAAGUACCACUAUGCUCUAGUAGAUGCUAAAAUCUUCCUAAGAUUAGACUAAAACAUAGGAAUACGUUAAGUGCCUUUUUAAGACGAGUGACCGGUUACAGAAUUACCUUUUGUGAAAUCAGAAUGUUUAUACGCAUAAAACCUGAUCACUUCUGUGAUCACACUUGACAACAGCACUGAAGUGAGCCUGCUGGACUUUUUCCCUGUCUGUUCCUACCUGUAGUACCUGCCAUCCACAUAGAGCAGACUGUAUUGAGUCCAGAGCUGGCAUUGCAUAGCAUGACCACACAACAGUGGUUAGUAAGAGAUUCAAUAUUUAAACAUUAGAUGAUGCUUGUGGGAAGAGGGGCAAGGGAGUUGUUUCAAGACCUGUACCCUUGUGGACAGCCAGGUUUGGGCUCAUCGAUACAGAAGAGUGGAAUUUAAAUAAAUAAUAUAUUGAACUUUAAUAUGAAACUAUUUUUUGGGUUGUAGCAGAGCAUUCAUUUUCUACUUUUGCUAUAAAAAGGGAUAUUAAUUUUGAGGCUUUACUUCCUUUGUUACUGUUUUAGCUGACGAAUGCGCUAUUUUUUUCCUCUAGCAUAAUGUGGUAAGGCCUACAGAAAGAACUACAGCAGAGCAGGCCAAAUAAGGUCUCAAAUCAGCAGGCUUUCAGGAUAAUUACUACAAAUAUCAGUGAGAAAUAUUUAGAAAAUAGUGACUGCUUUUUUAUCUCCAAAAUACCAUUAAUAAGCAGCGUGUGAAUCUGCACACCAUACCUAAUUGCCACUGGAAGAGAAUGCUCUCCCAUUACACUCUUUUUGCUCGCAGAUUAUUAUUUUUUUUCAAACUGUAGUUGUUAAUUUCUUCUGUAAUUCUAAGCAAAGGGAAGGGACAAAACUACUGAUCAGGUCUGUCCAAUUAAGAACACGUCUUCUGCACGUGUGAAACUGUUGAUGUAAGGUGAAGAAUGAAAAUUUUGAAAAAAUAGAAAAGAAACAUUCGAAUGUGAGACUUAAUAUUUCAUAUGUAAGGUCACUUUUCUUCUAAUACUUAGGAAAAGUCGAAAGAGUGUGUGGUGAUCCCACCCUGGCUGUGGUUUGGGAAGGAGCUGGAGAGUCUGGGGGGCUUGUUGUCACUAUGAUUUAUUUAUUAGCAAUGCUGCUGUUACUUUUAACAUGUGUAUUUUCCAGAUGCUACUUAAAAGGGUCUAAUAUACUUCUAGAAUAGAGACAGUUACACUGUCCAGUCACCUUGCUACAGGGGAAAUAGCUAAGCUGCACACCUUAAGAAAACAGUGAGUGCAAUUUUCCCCAGCAGCAUUUGGGCAACAGGAGAUAAACAAAUGAAGCAGGCAGUGCUUUCCUGGGAGAGCAGGUCUGAAGGGGAAGAACUCACCGCAGAGCUGGUUACUGUGUCUCUAGGGAAACAAAAAUGCAGGCCUGGUCCGAGAUUUGCCUGUCUUAAGCUAAGGGUGGAUUUAUCUCCUGGGGAGAAAGGACUCACACCCCACAGUCAUAUCAGUGGGCUGAGGCAGAGAGCCCCCAUGUCCUGCCACAGUCCUCCUGCCUCAUCUUUAAUUGCAAAGGUAGGUGUGGUUUUUCUUCAUCCCAUAAAGCUACAGCAAGAUUAAAAUAUGCUUUUGGUUUCCCCCCAAACAGACCUGAUUAACCUCCUAGUCAGUGCCGGGAGAUGAGAAUUACUGCUACUUUUUAGGUCUGCUCUAUUCUUUUGUGUUAAAAUUGUAGAAAAACGAAAGCAGCAAAAAGAUAUGAAUGAAUAAAUUUUACUCUAACCUGUAUUAUUUGAGAAGAAAAACCAAAUUGUGUUGUAAGAACUGACUAUUACUAAGCUACUGAAAUAUCUUGAAAGGCUGUAAGUAGCUGCACAUCCCCCAACAGCAGACACCUAAAACUCAGCGAGCUGCAAGCAGUGAAUCUGUCUGCAUCUCCUGCUGUUCCUGGGGUAGUCAGCAGGAAGGCUGCUCAUUGCUUUACAGGAUUAGUAGAGCAGAUGUUUAUAUUUCAAGCACCCAAAGCCAGUACUAGGAAAAGUGUAAAAAUGCUUCAUCAGUGUCUCAAGCAUUUCUGCAAAAUAAUUUAUGAAAGCUUUUUUUUUUUCCAAUAAUGAACUUAACUUUUUUUUUAUAUUUAAUUUUUGAAUAUAUUUUUUCACAAAACUGGAUUUGCUGUAGUUCAUUGUUGUGGUCCUGAUUUCUUUUCUAAUUGUAAACUUUAUAAUUUGUAAAAAAAAAAAAAAAAAAGAAAAGAAAAAAGAAAAAGAAAAAAAUGAUUUAGAAUGUCCAUCAAAGUAAGUUUGCAAUAAAAAUAUGUAUAAAAACA
Molecule: messenger RNA, 9073 nt
Organism: Gallus gallus (chicken)
Lineage: Eukaryota; Metazoa; Chordata; Aves; Galliformes; Phasianidae
Gene: CRB2
Product: crumbs 2, cell polarity complex component
Exons: 14
Coding region: 641-4876 (1411 amino acids)
Biological process (GO): heterophilic cell-cell adhesion; establishment or maintenance of epithelial cell apical/basal polarity; Notch signaling pathway
Cellular component (GO): protein-containing complex; plasma membrane
Molecular function (GO): Notch binding; calcium ion binding
Source: RefSeq, a predicted model, not a curated record